AUGAGCACAAAGGCCAAGAAGCAGCACAAGUACAAGCACAGGCUCCAAAUUCAGCAGCAGCAGCAGCAACGGCAACAACCCACACCAUCGCACCACCUGGAGGCGUCCAGCAACUGCAGCAGCGACAGUGGGGCUCGCGUUUCGUGGGUGGGCCAGCACAGCCCACUUCCAGAAGUGCAGACGCAUCUGGUCGUUCCCGAGCAAGCUCGCGUCGUCUUCCACACAGACGGUACGCAACAAGGGCAGCAACAGCCCCAGCACCAUCGCCACCACAUCUGCACGAAAGGACACAGCUGCGCCAACGCAUCCGGCAUGAUGCCAAACGGCCAGCUCGAGCGCGAGUACAUCGAGAACCUGCGCGUGCAGGUGCACUACCUGGAGCACGAAGUCGGCUACCUGCGGGACGAGCUUGGCAAGUCGAACCAGGAGAUUGCGGCAGAGGCGCGAAAGGACCUGGAAGAAAAGCUCCAACAGACCCGGCAACGCUUCCGGCACAAGUGGCAGCAGCAACAGCAGCUGCUAAAGGAAGCAGAGGAGAAGUACGAGGCGCUGUUCCGAUCAAAGGAGCGCGGCGAACAGACCCUGCGCGCCGCACUCACACAGCGCGAGGACGAGAAGCGCUCGCUCAUCAGCAAAGUGCAGCAGCUGCACAAGGACGUGGAGGUGCUGGAGGAGGCCUGCAGCGACAAGGACGCCCACCUGCAGCGGCAAAAGGACGACAUCCACACCAAGAUCACAGAGCUCGCCGAGCGCGACCGCCGCCUGCGACAGCUUGAAACGCGCGUGCGCGAUGCGCAGCGCAUGUACGAGCAGGCCAAGGCCGUUGGCGAGGAGCGCGAGAUUGAGAUUGUCGAGCUCAAGGGCAACAUCGAAGACCUGCAGGCACAGCUGCGAGGCGGUGCCGACGCAAGCACGGACGACGAGGGAAAACCCGGCAGCGGCAACAAUGGUGAUGGCGAGAGCGAUGGUGAUGGUGAUGGCGGCAGCAGCAGCAACAGCAACAACAGCAACGAGGGUGGCAGAGGGUCUGCCCACAAGCAAGAGAUGCGCACGCUUCGCGCCAAGUUGAAGCAGACGGAGCUGAGCCUGCAGGAGAGCAGGGCACUGGAACGCCGCCUGCGUGAUGACGUGGACGCACUUGUGCACGAGAAUGCGCAGCUGGCAAACAGAAUAACAGAGCUGGAGGCCGACUGUAACACCAAGCAGCGCCAACUUCUGCAAGAGCGUGAGCACGGCCGCGCACUCGGUGAAGAGCUGCGGCAGAUCCAGCUGCAAGGUCGACAGGCACGGACCAAGUCGCAGUCGCUCGAGGCAGACAUGAGCAGCCUGCAGGACGAGUGCCGGCGCAUGGAGAUGAUUCUCAAGAACAAACAGGUUGAGUCUGCCACCCUCGACCAGGACAACUACGAACUUCGCGAGGGACUCGCCCACCUUCGUGGCGCCCUUGAGCGAGAGCGGCAGGAGAACAUUCAGCUCAAACAGGAGAAGGUGCUGCUGACGGACCACCUCCGAGAGCUUCAACUCGCAAUGGAGUCCAACGCAAGAGAAUUUGAGACGGCGUUGCACGAACGAGACAUUCUCAGCAGCCGAGUCAGAGAGCAAUCGCGCACAAUUUCGUUCAUGAAGCGCAUGCAGAACAUCCGGUGGUCUGACCUGGAGGAGAUGGCGAUGACAGUGAAGGAGUUUACACGUCAGAUGGGCACACAAGAGCGGGAAACAAGUGCCUUGUACGAAGAAUGA
This is a messenger RNA of Salpingoeca rosetta, 1740 nucleotides long. RefSeq lists its product as uncharacterized. The coding region runs from base 1 to 1740 and encodes 579 amino acids. The transcript is spliced from 5 exons. The record is from RefSeq and is a predicted model, not a curated record. Lineage: Eukaryota; Choanoflagellata; Craspedida; Salpingoecidae.